GCAUGUGCGAAAGCUGCUCGGCGAAUUCCACCAUUGGGCCGGCCUCGGUCGGGGGGUUAUAUUAGGGAGGGAAUACGGGAUCCUGGCCACAAUUGACCUCAUCCUUUGUUUUCUGUCUCGUAUCAUUUAUAUCGCCCCGACAGAUAGAUAGAUAAGGACCCCGUGCGUCAGGGGUCGUCGGUGAGGCUUGCAGCAGCUCCGCUAUUCUUCAUCUUCCCGGUCAACGGCCGCCUCCUGAUCCUUCAUCCUUUUGCAUCUUCCCCCCCCCCACCCCUGUCUUAGUAUCUCCCCUCAGCACCUUAUUCCACCAUGGGCGCUAUUGAAAUCCCCCCCAUCCAAUAUACCCCGGUCGACGAGGUCGCUGACCGUGUCGCACGAGUUCGCAAGACCUUCCACGAGCACAAGACUCGCGAUGUGGAGUACCGACUGGUUCAGCUCCGCAAGCUCUACUGGGCUAUCAAGGAUCGUGUCGAGGAGAUCCACGAGGCCUUGCGUCUGGAUCUGAACCGACCCGUCUUUGAGGCCGUCAUGGCCGAGAGCACCUGGAUGCUCAACGACAUUGUCUUUGUGUGCAAGAACCUGCACAAAUGGGUCCAGGAUGAGAAGGCCGAGGACAUCGAUCUGACGUUUAAGUUUACAAGUCCCAAGAUUCGCAAGGAUCCCCUGGGGUGUGUGCUGGUCAUUGGUGCUUUCAACUAUCCUUUCCAGUUGACGCUGGGCCCCGUCAUUGGCGCCAUCGCCGCCGGCAACACCGUCGUCAUCAAGCCCAGUGAAAAGGCCUCCCACAGCGCGGUGGUCAUCCAGCAAAUCGUCGAGGCCGCCCUCGACCCCUCCGCCUACACCGUCAUCCAGGGUGCUGUCCCCGAGUCUCAGGCUCUGCUGGCGGAACGCUGGGACAAGAUCUUCUUUACCGGUAGUGCCAAUGUCGGUCGCAUCGUCGCCAAGGCAGCCGCUCCCCAUCUCACCCCCGUUGUCCUGGAGCUGGGUGGCAUCAACCCCGCCAUCAUCUCCAAGAAUGCCGACGCCCGACUGGUCGCGCGCCGACUGUUCUGGCCCAAGCUGAUGAACGCGGGCCAGCUGUGCACCUCGCAGAACUACCUGCUGGUCGAGCGGCCUCUGGUCGACGCCGUCGUUGAGGAAUUCAACAAGACCUACAAGGAGUUCUACCCCCAGGGCGCCAAGGGUUCCUCGGAUUUCUCUCACAUCAUCGACGAUGCGUCCUUCCAGCGCAUCAAGGGCAUGAUUGACAACACCAAGGGCAAGAUCGUCAUGGGCGGCAGCAUGGAUGAAAAGGAGCGCUUCAUCGAACCGACCGUCGUCGUCGUGGACUCUCCGGAUGACUCCAUGAUCACCCAGGAGAGCUUUGGUCCUCUCAUCCCCAUCCUGCCUGUCGACAGCGUCGAACAGGCGGUGCAGAUCGCCAACGGCAUCCAGUCCACCCCUCUGGGUCUCUACCCGUUCGGCUCCAAGACCGAAGUCGAGAAAAUCCUGUCGACGACCCGCUCGGGAGGUGUCGCCGUCAACGAUGCUGCCCUGCACAUUCCCACCCUCCAAUUCGGUGGUGUUGGCGAGAGUGGUCAGGGUGCCUACCGCGGCAAAGCCAGUUUCGACGUCUUCGUGCACCGUCGGACCAUCACGACCAGCCCCAGCUGGAUCGAGACCUUCCUCGCCAUCCGCUACCCGCCUUAUGACGGCAAGGAUGACCUGUUCAAGAAGGUCAGCACGCUGGUGCCCGACUUUGACCGGGACUGCAAGAAAGUCCGCCUUAGCUGGCUUCGGUACAUCCUGACUCUGGGCGGCGGAAGCGCCAAGUCCGGUGCGGCACGUGCGACCGUCGUUGCUGCUGGUGAGUGAUAUUUACCUUCUCAUUUCCAAUCUCUGUCCUCCCUCCCCAUCCAACGCCCACUGCCCCUUGCACGUGCUUGAUAUGCUAGACUUCUUACCGUCCGCAUCGCCAUCAGACCGAGAGUGAUCUAGCACACCCGUCGCUUCAUUAGAUGAAUUCCUGCGAUACCACCCAUAUUCUCUAAUACUAAUACGAUGCCU
Aspergillus ibericus CBS 121593 is the source of this 2046-nucleotide messenger RNA. Its product is annotated as hexadecenal dehydrogenase. The transcript is spliced from 4 exons. Gene Ontology annotation, cellular component: cytoplasm. Gene Ontology annotation, molecular function: aldehyde dehydrogenase (NAD+) activity. NCBI's taxonomy places the organism in Eukaryota, Fungi, Ascomycota, Eurotiomycetes, Eurotiales, Aspergillaceae. Gene Ontology annotation, biological process: aldehyde metabolic process. The record is from RefSeq and is a predicted model, not a curated record. The annotation marks the transcript as partial.